AUGGACUGCGGGCUGUGGUGCGUGUUCAGCGAGCGACGUCGGCACGUUGAGCGCCUCUGGCGCCGGCGCCUUCUCGUCACCAGCGACGAGCGCCGUGCCCGCCGCAGGUUUCUGCGGUUGAUGCGCGGAUUUGACGCCGAGGACGUGGAGGUUAUCCGAAAGGCCGUGGAAUCCGGCGGUGUUGACUCCAAGGCGUGCGCUCCAGGACCACCAAUGGACGAGCGAAAUGAUGACGAUCAACCUGAAGAGGAUUCCGGUCUCAUUCCACAAAUCGAUCGACCUAUGAGCAUGCCAUAUUUAUGCUGCAAGUUGUGGCGAUGGAAAGACCUGCAGGUGGAUGCGGCUUUGCAUCGACUGGAAGCUCUCCCUUGGUGCCGAUUUGGGCGGGUGACGAUCAACAACGCGACGGUGUCGUGCUGUAACCCUUACCACUAUGCACUGUGGAUCCGUCCGGAGACGAGCAGCAACGACGAGGACUCUCUCAGAGACAACAGCCAACGGGAGCUGCCCAUGGGUAACGGACACGUCGUCUAUCGGUCGCAUAUGGUGACACCGGACGUGGACCUUUCAACUCAACUGCCUAAAGUGCUCUCUGUGGAUUAUCCUUCGAAUCCACUGCCUUCCAUCCCGCCGACACCACCUGAACCGGACGGUUCUCCGCCCGGUUCUUCCAACUCCUCCCCUGAGCACGUCAUGAUACACAGCCAUGCUGCUGCGUCGACUUUAGCAUGGGGCCGCAUGUCUCGAUGGGAUCGAAAGGAUCGGAUUGGUGAGCCAUUGCAGCUUACCGGUGCAUUCGCCGCUGUCGGCAUCCUCUCCCAAUCAGUGCACGAUGCUCAGCCAGUGUGCAGCGAAUGGGAUCUGCAAAAUGAGGUUUCGUUCGCUUUGAUACGACAGUCAGAGCCUCUUGGCUCUGAUGGCCCAGAAGACGUGUGGUUAUAUAAUAGUGGUACACGGCCUUUAUUUAUUUGUACGGCGUCAUCGUCAAAACCAGACACUUUGCGACUCUCACCUGGUUACUGUAUCCGAGUGCACAAAGGCGAGGCUACGGCUAGUGCGCCAGCUAGCGAACGGGCUGCCCACAUACAACGAAGAACAAACAGAGAUCCAGCGUUGUCACAUGGUAACCUAGUGAUAUCAGUGGGUGGAGGCUGGGGACCAAACUACAAUCGUCUAUACGUAACGGACAUCCCUUGCCGAUACGAGAUCUCUUUUUCAAUUUAA
Angiostrongylus costaricensis is the source of this 1224-nucleotide messenger RNA. The record is from the annotation of a GenBank genome assembly. Lineage: Eukaryota; Metazoa; Nematoda; Chromadorea; Rhabditida; Metastrongylidae.